UCUAGCAGCAGAGAGACACACACACCAAAUAGCGAGCUAGACGACGACGAACGAAGAGGAGCGCCGCUUUUUCUUCAAUCGGUUCCGUAACCACAGCGCCACGGUCGUUUUGCACCGCUCUCGACAUGGCUGCCGCGUGGCGUGGGACGGUCUUUACCCUCCUCACCGCGGCUUGCGCAUCAGGCUUUGUUCAGCCAGGAUGCCCAGGAGCGCUCACAGGUAGAGAGUGGGCCAGGAGCGGGGCGACGAGCUGCGCAAGACCAGUGUGCUCGAGCGUGCUCCGCAUGUCGGAUCACACGGAGGACAGGCCAAGAACGCAGGUGUUUGAGAGCAGCGGCGGCGGGGAUGGCGAAGAGGGUUCCGCAGCAUCGAAGUCGGCUGACGCCCCAUAUGUACUGACGAAACCGAUGGACCUGGUACGAGUCCGGGGUUUCGGCAGCGGUUCGUCGGCGGGUUACUUCCCCGGGAGGGAUGGCGGCGGGAGGGGGCGGGGGGGGAGGGGGGCGUAUAACGACGGUUACGGCGGAGGCGGAGGCGGUGGUCGCGGCGGUUACGACAACUUCCAGGGGAGGGGUAGGGGCAGGGGAGGGAGGUUUGACUCGGGCGGCGACGCGUUCGGCAGGUUUGGCAUGGACGGUCGCGGCCGCGGGGGGCGUUUUGACGGCGGCGGCGGCGGCGGCGGCGGCGGCGGCGGCGGCCGCUUUGACGGCGGGGGGCGCGGCGGGGGGCGUUUUGACACUGGAGGUCGUUUCGAUGGCGGGGGACGGAGCGGGCGCUUCGAUGGGGGNUAUGGCAGUGGGCGGGGGCGUGGCGGAGGGCUUGACGAUGUUGGCGGCGGGGGGAACGGGGGCGGCCUCGACUAUGCUGCUCCUCCCACGGAGAAACGUACGGCUUUCAAGGAGGACAAGAAGAAGGCCAAGGGCUACGAGAGCAAGAACGUGCCGGACAAGGCGUCUCAGUCGGUUCUGAGGGGGCGAAAGGAUAGGCUACAGGCGGAGGCCUUGGACGAAGAGCUGUACGAUGAUGACGGUGCAGAUCUCAGCACUGACGAUGAUCUGUUCGGUGCGGCCACCGCUGCCGCCACGGCGAUGCUGGGCGAGGCCGCCGAGAAGGUAGCAGAGCCUAGCACCAAGCCCAAGGCAGUCCCCUCGACCCCGGUGGAGCGGAUCCAGCCCACGGGGGGCCGCCAGGCGCAAGCGCAGGCGCUCAAGGCUGCCGGGAGGCCGAUCCCCGGGCGGGGUCGCGGGCGAGGGCGUGGGCGGCCUAGGAGGCGGCGAACAAAAUCCAAUCAGAUUUACGCCCCUGCUCCAGCUCCUGCGGUCGUUAGGCUCCCGGGGCCUACCAUCGUCGUGAGCGACUUGGCGGAGAUGAUGGAAGUUAGGCCGGCGGAGGUGCUGAAGCACCUCAUGCUCGACCUCGGGAUCAUGGCGACGAUCACGCAGUCCAUCGAUGCAGACACGGCUCGCCAGGUUGCCAACAACUUCGAAGUGGAGGUGGAUGACGGUUCUAGCUCGUUCGACGAAGAAGAGGUGGUGUCCGUGGGCGACACGGGAACCGCAAUCGAGAUCGACGCGGAGGACACCAUGCUGCCCAGGGCGCCGGUGGUGACCAUCAUGGGACACGUCGACCACGGCAAGACAAGUCUGCUGGACGCGAUCCGCGAGACCAAGGUUGUCGCGGGAGAAGCGGGUGGCAUCACGCAGCACGUCAGCGCAUACCAGGUCAAGACUGAUGCCGGCGCCGACCUGACCUUCAUCGACACCCCCGGCCACGCGGCCUUCAGCGAGAUGAGGGUCCGCGGGGCGAACGCUACUGACAUCGUGGUGCUCGUCGUGGCUGCCGACGACGGCGUGAUGGAGCAGACGAAGGAGUCCAUCGCCACGGCACGGAUGGCGGACGUGCCUAUCGUCGUUGCCAUCAACAAGGCAUGUGUAGACAAGGAGGGUGCGGACGUCCAAAAGGUACAGAACGAGCUCAUGACCUUCGACCUACUUCCGGAGGAGUUCGGUGGGGACACCCAGGUGGCGAUGGUCUCCGCCAAGCAGAAGAGCGGCCUCGACGAGCUCCUGGAGAAGAUCCUUCUUCAGUCGGAGGUGUUGGAGCUCAAGUCCAACCCGGACCGUUCCGCGGAAGGGGUUAUCAUUGAGGCGCGCAUGGAGAGGGGGCUCGGCACCGUCGGUACGGUCCUCAUCCAGCGGGGAACCCUCCGCGUGGGAGACAUCUUCGUCGCGGGCGGGGCGUGGGGAAGGGUGAAAGCUCUCAUCGAUCACCAGGGUCGGAGGAUCAAGGAGGCGGGACCGUCGACUCCAGUACAGGUUGGAGGGUUCGACGGAGUGCCCGAUGCAGGAGACGUGUUCACGGUGGUGGACCGGGAGGACAUUGCCAGGGAUCUCGCAGAGGCGCGGCGAAAGAUCGCCAGAGAAUCGACGGCGGCUAUCCUUCAGGCAAGGUUGAAGAACGACAUGCUGUCCAUCUUGAGCGGCGAGGCUGACGAGGGCAAGGAGCUGUUCGAGCUACCCGUGAUGAUCAAGGCUGACGUGCAGGGAUCGGAGCAGGCGUUGCAGACGGCUCUCAGUGAAAUGAUCUCCGAGGAUGAGUACUUCAAGGCCAAGUGCAAGCUCCUCCCGUCCGGGGUGGGCGAGAUCACGAAGAGCGACGUGGCCAUCGCCGGGGUGAGCAACGCGUUUGUCGUGGGCUUCAAUGUCGGGGCUGACCAGGAGGCCACGAGAGAGGCGAGGGCGAACGGCAUCGACAUCGGGUACUACAGCGUCGUGUACAACGUCAUGGAUGACAUCCAGGCCAAGUUGGACGAGCUGGUGUCCCCUACCCCCGACGGGGAGUACACGGGUAGGGCCAUCGUCAAGGUCAUCUUCAACAUUGGAAAGGUGGGCAACAUCGCGGGUAGUUCGGUGGAGGACGGGGUUAUCAACAAGGGGGGUAACGUGCUGGUGAAGCGAUUGGGUCGCAUCGUGCACGAGGGCAAGCUGAAGACGCUCAAGAACCUCAAGGUUGACGCGGACAAGAUGGUCAUGGGAACGGAGUGUGGUAUCCAGGUGGAGGGCUUCGAAGACUUCCAGGAAGGCGACUUGAUCGAGUGCUACAAGAUGGACUAACUCAUGUUUUUUUGACAGCGACCUUCGUUACGGGCGAUAGUGCAGAGAAGGAGAGAAGCCAGCGGACAGCAGGAGGAUGGAUCUAGAGGAAAGAAAUUGUGGCGGGAGAGGGUGGCUCGCCCAUCAGUUGCUGUCUGAUUGCCUGGCUGGAAGGCCAAGUAGUAGCAAGGCCUCGAUUUAUGUGAUUUCUCGUUCCGGAAGAGGCGACCUGUGUCUCGUGGUAUUGGUGUCAAGGGCUACCAGACAGACCUUGUGGUCAAGCGACCAGGUGGGGGAGGUUGCGAAAGCCGCUUGCUUGCCCCUUCUCUGGUCUCGGCUGCCACUUUUUCGUUUCUGCCUUUGUUGCGUGUUUGAUUCCGUGGACGCUCCGCCCACGUGUCGUUGGUUGCCGACUGGUCGGGUUGGGUCGACCGUGGGCCGUGUCCGUUCUGUUUUUCCUGCCGCUUGCAAGGCGUGUGCCUGAUGCUGAUGUUUUGUGGAUGGCGGAGGGUAAACCCAGCUUUCGGUGCGUGUUGUGCGGAAACAUGCUUUGCGUGUGAUUUUAUGUGACAUUUUCUCUCCGAUAAACUUAGAUGCUUCAAGGAAUGGCAAGCAUGCCACAACCAUCAUGGGUACUCCUGCCCUGUACGCCUGGAAAGGGGGCACGUAGAGCCAUGAAAGUGCGGCUCGGCGCACGAAACUUGUGCUGUCGGUCUUAUCUGCGAAACUUUGUUUCCGUACAGUCUAGCGUAGCGGCAAGCACAGCGCGGGAGAAAAUGGUACGGCAGGCUCGCUAGGCGUCAUCAUGACACAGGUAUAGACUAUCGUACGACCCUAGACAUACCUCCCAAAAGCGAUGGUGGAGUUUUUUUUCAACCGUCUCUUCGUUUUCAUGUCGUGAGAUCGUGAGAUAGGGCGGUUGCGUCCAUCCCUAGCGAUUAACGGCAGUCUCAAAUGUAGAGUGGCGAGUCGGCCGGUACAUUCUUUUGGAUUGUAGGGUGAGGCUGGGCAAGGUAGGUGUGGCAGCAUCAAAGCCAGUUAACCGGAACAUGGCGAUUAGAUUAGAUCAUAUGAGCAGCUGGUGACUAAGAUGGAAUCGGGUGGAGACCUUCGUUCGUUGUCCGAGGCUCGCAAGCCAUAUGAAAACCGUGUAGCAACCAAGCCCCACACCAACGAAUACAUCGAAAUUUAGGAGCAUACAACAACUAAAAGGACCAGUCUUGUGUGAG
Messenger RNA from Ectocarpus sp. CCAP 1310/34, 4321 nucleotides. Lineage: Eukaryota; Phaeophyceae; Ectocarpales; Ectocarpaceae. The record is from the annotation of a GenBank genome assembly.